CCUUCCGCAUGCUAUCUGAUUGGUGGCCAUAUUGUGCAUUGUUUAUUCGCACGGCACAAGUAGAAUUUCCAUAGCAAAACAACAAAGUUUAGUGCACUUCAACAGCAGCUGUGAACUGAAAUAAACCUUAACAAAAAGAAGAUAUCAAGUCGAAAUUUAUUUCAUAUUGACACUGUGUCCUCUAAUUUUAUUUCUUUGUAUGUAAUCGUGCUAAAUUCAAAGUGAAAAAUGGGAUACUGAAAAGCAAACAUUCGUCGUAGAACUGGAAAUUUAAAAGUAAUUUAGUAAGGCAUACGAAUUUCCAUAGUAAAGUGUAAUUAGCUAUUUUAUUUUGCUGCUUGUAUUUUUGUGUGGAGAUUUCGCAACACUCAGUUUCAGUGGAAGCUAGUGGAUAAGAGCUGUGACCAGACAAAAUAUACGUAUUUUUCUUUUCCAUUUGCAAGCUAUUGCAAACACCUACAUACAUGGGUAUGUACAACGCCACAUAAAUUAAGCAAUAUUUUGUUUACACAACCAAUUAUUUCUUGAACAACGCAAAAGGAAAAAACUGCAAAUUAGAUUUUGAAUCUUCAGUAAAUUUUGAAUAGUGUGCAAAUUAUCUAUAGAUAAUAUUGAAUUUUUUACAAAAUUUGAAGUCAAUACAUAGCCUAUACAACAAGGCAUUGAUGCACAGCAUGACCAAAGAAUAAGAUACGGCUAUCAACAAAGAUCAACUGUGACAACUUUAACUAUUUGCAGUUUGGCAAACUUUGAAUGUGAUAAUUGCUUCAUAGAACUUUAGAAACUAAGAGCAUACAUAUAUUACUCGUACUAGUUUAAGAGAUUCCCAGCUAAAAUGAACAGCACCGGCUAUUACUUCGACGAACAACUUGUCCAAAUUUACACUCAUUUAGUGCACAACUAUGUGCCAGACUUUAUACUAACGAUGGGAAAGGACUUCGAGUAUACGCCGUGGAUAUUUUCAUUAUUGGGGUCCGUCGUUAUAGGUUUAAGUGGAAUAUUACCUUUACUCAUAAUACCUACAGGCGAAAAGCUCAAGGAAGGCGGUUAUAAAGAUCCUGCCGAAUCCAAAUUCCUUAAGGUGCUGCUAAGUUUUGCUGUCGGCGGCCUUUUAGGUGAUGUUUUCCUGCAUCUGUUGCCUGAAGCUUGGGAAGGCGAACAACAAACUCCCACUGAGCAUCCUUCAUUGCGCUCAGGGCUUUGGGUUUUAUCGGGAAUACUUAUUUUUACCAUUGUUGAGAAAAUAUUCUCUGGUUACACCAAUGCGGAUGAGGAAAAUCCACAGCCGAAGUGUGUAGAAAUCGCAAAUUGUUUACUUCGCAAAACGGGUGGAAAGAUACCAGAGGGUAAAACUAGCUCUGAGGGCUGUGCGAGAUCAUGCGACAUCGAAGAAGUACCUAAUGGUUGUUUCCUGCGCGAGCGCGAACAAAAACAAAAAGAACAACCAAAGAAAGUAGCAGGCUACUUAAAUUUAAUGGCCAACUCCAUUGAUAAUUUCACACAUGGAUUGGCAGUUGCGGGUUCAUUUUUGGUAUCUUUUCGACAUGGUGUACUGGCAACAUUUGCGAUUUUAUUACAUGAGAUACCACAUGAAGUUGGUGAUUUCGCUAUUCUCUUGCGUUCCGGUUUUAGUCGGUGGGAUGCUGCCCGCGCUCAACUAUUGACCGCUAGCGCCGGUCUUAUGGGCGCCUUAGUGGCAAUUGGUGGGUCGGGGGUGACAUCGGCAAUGGAGGCACGCACAUCGUGGAUUACGCCUUUCACGGCUGGAGGAUUUCUACAUAUAUCACUGGUUACUGUUCUGCCAGAUCUGUUGAAAGAGGAAGGGAAGAUGGAAUCCAUGAAACAAUUGCUAGCGCUAAUUUUUGGUAUUUUGCUAAUGGCUUUCAUGACGGCAUUUUUUGAAUCAUGAAGACAUUGCGUAUUGAGAUUUUUUUUAUGUACAUAUAUAUACAAAUUAUGAAACGUCUACGAACUGGUGCUUACAAUAGUUUGUAUGGAAGUAUUUAUGUAGUAAGCAAAGAUACAAGUAAUGUAUGUAAUUGCAAAACGCCAAGGCAAAAGUACAAAAACCAACCGCUUGUCGAACAAUUGGCAUUAUGUGACAUUUGUGAGAAAUCUAUUACAGAUAAAUAAACACAAGAAAUAAGCGAUUAAGCACGUUCAGUAGUUGCCAAAUUUGGACAAAUCUGAUUUGAAUUAUUAACACAGAAGCAAAAUUAUUAUGUACAGAAAUGGUAUUAAAAAGUUAUAAAAAAAUUUAA
This is a messenger RNA of Rhagoletis pomonella (apple maggot), 2261 nucleotides long. RefSeq names its product zinc transporter ZIP13 homolog (gene Zip99C). Gene Ontology annotation, cellular component: membrane. Bases 836 to 1909 code for a protein of 357 amino acids. The transcript is spliced from 6 exons. Gene Ontology annotation, molecular function: zinc ion transmembrane transporter activity. Gene Ontology annotation, biological process: zinc ion transmembrane transport; intracellular zinc ion homeostasis. The record is from RefSeq and is a predicted model, not a curated record. NCBI's taxonomy places the organism in Eukaryota, Metazoa, Arthropoda, Insecta, Diptera, Tephritidae.